CGAACUCGAUGGCUAUCGCAACAAGUCCUACGACGGCUACCCCGAGUAUAACAACGGGUGAAGCGUAGGCUUAUAUAAAAUAUGUAGAUAAAGAUGCUUACAUAUGGAAACAUAAAGCGACACCAAUAGCAGAUUAUCUUAAGUCGCGAUAAGUUCCAUCAAGCGUUAAGAAAAUGGUUGGCGUACCAAAGAGUAAUAGGUGCGACUUUUGUAGGUGGCGGAAGACCAAGUGUGACGAAGCUUGGCCAACCUGCGGAAGCUGCAGAAAGGCAGGCAAGGAAUGUUCCGGCCCAUCAAAGCGCGUCAAGUUCGUACAUGGUGGAAGACAUACUCGUCGAGAUAAUCAUGAAGUUGGCCAAGCUGAAAAGAAUGCGGUUACAAGUCUUACGGACAAGGGAUUGGACACCAGCACCAAUACAAACUGGCUAAAUCUCAAGAAUAAAACUACUAUAAACGGCUCAACCUUCUCUAAAAUUAGAAUAUGGAGCCAGAAACAACGAAUACCAAACAAACUAUCCGGAACUCAAGCCGAUCUAUUGGCAGGCAAUCUAAUAAACCAUCUUAACAGCAGCGAGGGAACAGGGUAUAGCCUAACAGUAUUCUUGAGCACAUUGAGAUACGUACCGCCCCUCCUCGAGAGCAGCGAGGCCUUAUACGAUGCCACCAACCUCCUUGUAUCCACAUGGUUACACCUCUGCCGGGGAGCGAACUCCCAUGAUGUUCUCAGUCUUGUAUCUUACAAUCGCGCCCUCCGCAGCUUACAAAGAGCCUUAAACGAUCCGCAGAAGCAAACAUCAUCAGCUACACUAGCUGCAACCAUUUAUCUUCAAAUAGUCGAGCAUUUAUUUGACUACUCGAAAGGCAUCGAUCAGAUACCUCACUGCAAUGGGAUAUACGCCAUAAUGAUGAAAAGGGGAGCCCCUAAGCCGGGAGACGACAUUGGCUGCCAACUCAUACUCGACUCCUUCGGCUUUAUAUUCAAGCUUCUCAUAAGAGGUGACACCGACAACUUCUUCACGCGACCUGACUGGGAGAAUGCACUUGUGAGCUUCUUCGCUCAAUACAAGACCCGAACGCCAAUUCUCGUCGAGAUAUCUAAGAUCAUCCACCAGCCAACGGUACUUGCUGAUGUUAUAAGACGCUUCGCAAAAAUCCGUAACAUCCCCGAGCACCUCCAAGACUUGCAGGCUCUUGAAGCGCUCUCUAUAGCUCUUAACGACGUAGGGGAAAAUUUCCGCGCGCUUGACCGGAAAACCGUACAGCCCCUAUUGCAGAACAAGACUAUUUACGAAGAAGAUGAUCCAGAAUCGCCUUUUAGCACGAGUUACAUGUUCCCCAACGGCGUAACUGCAUUGCAUUUCACCAAUGUAGCCUCGAUUAACAUCGUGAUAAAUACUCUUAGACAAGAGUUGAAUGCGAUAUUAGACAUCAACGACCCAAGCCUAGAAGCCGAAUGUCUCGAAUGGAGCGGACGGAUCUGGAGGUCUUGCCGAUAUACCCUAUCUUUGAAACCGCUUUGCUCGGCAUCGUUCAGCAGGCACAUAUGUAUAUCAUAUAUGUUUGCAGGGCCUCCUGAACGAGCUUACCUUCUUGGCGUCUUGGAAGAAACUGACAGCUAUCGACAACAGUCCGUCAGGCGAUGGACAGAGUCAGCUGUGUUCUCGCAAUGUAAUAGCCUCCUGGGACGAUGAUCUGGGGAAAGGCGGUAUAGGUGCUCAAUUAUCAGGAGUGUCAACGAUGGCUUGGCCCAAGAAAUUUAACUAGUCCUAUAUGAGGGAAAAUUUCUGUACCGGAGAAUAGUAAUGAUGUAUAUAUUUAAAGAAUCUAUGUAUGUAAUGUUCACCGUUUGAAAGACCACUUUAUCCGCUCUUUCUGGGUAAUAUGAACCCUUAAC
This is a messenger RNA of Daldinia loculata, 1894 nucleotides long. RefSeq lists its product as uncharacterized. Gene Ontology annotation, molecular function: zinc ion binding; DNA-binding transcription factor activity, RNA polymerase II-specific. The record is from RefSeq and is a predicted model, not a curated record. NCBI's taxonomy places the organism in Eukaryota, Fungi, Ascomycota, Sordariomycetes, Xylariales, Hypoxylaceae. Gene Ontology annotation, biological process: regulation of DNA-templated transcription. The coding region runs from base 174 to 1691 and encodes 505 amino acids. The transcript has 4 exons.